This is a messenger RNA of Echinostoma caproni, 996 nucleotides long. Lineage: Eukaryota; Metazoa; Platyhelminthes; Trematoda; Plagiorchiida; Echinostomatidae. The record is from the annotation of a GenBank genome assembly.
AUGGCACUCGCCUGUUUAUCCUCUAACCACAAUCACCCACGUUCUCCUCUGCAGAAUGUGGUCUCAAAACACUGUGCCACCUUUGCCGGUUUCGAUCAACAGGACAGUUUGGAGUUUCUGCUAUUUCUUCUGGACGGGUUACACGAGGACAUGAAUGAGGUAUGCUGCUGUUUCUGUUUGACAGUUGGUUAUUCGAACUGUUCAAUUUAUGCGUUUUAUGGAGUUGAUUUUCACUGUUCUUCCCUGGGCACAUCGUAUGGUCAACUGUUGUCCGUGAUCGAAUGUCGACACUGUGAUAAACGUUCUUCCAAAUUCGACGCCUUCAUGUGUCUCUCCCUGCCGUUGCCCGGUUACUCCACUUGUAGCCUUCAGGUAAGUUCUGUGAUUACAACAACUAUCUUUACUGAUCUCUUUUGUACUAUCCUCACAAUCAUUUUGGUCAUAAUCAAUCAAUCAAUCAAUGCGGCAAGUGGGGUCAGUCUCAUCAGACAGCAGUUGUUUUUUGUAUACCAUUAUACGUAUUAUGCAUGCAGUCGAUACGAUCAAAUCUACGUAUUUCGCUAUUCUGCCUCCACUCGAUCCCCAUCUCCUCGUCUGAAGACAUGUAUGGGUUUGUUUGGCAGCCCGGAGGACAUGAAAGAUCAAUGGUUCUGUCCGCGUUGUAAACGUCGCACCGAUGCCACAAAACGCCUCACGGUGUGGCGCCUACCAACCUAUCUGAUCAUUCACUUCAAACGGCCGGCAUACAUUUACUUUACUUUACUUUCACCUCGUGUGUGUGUGUGUGUGUGUAAGGGGAGGGGGGUUGUUGAGUUGAGUUUUGAGAGGCCACUUCCAUCAGUGUUUGUCACGGAACCGCCUUUGGGCCCAUGUGGCUUUUGCACAGAGACAGAGGACUACAUCCUGAUAGUAUCGCUAAAAUAUCCAGGUUUACCAGCUGAUUGGUCUGAUUCAAGCAUAUCCCACGCGCUUACGUGUCGUCUAACAUUAGUUUGA